GGUUUGCGUCACGUGAUCAGAGCUUUGCGGAAAAACUGAACGGAAAUGGCAGGAUCGAGUCUACUUCGAUUUAUGGCGUUUAUUGCCUUUUUAUUCGCCUUUUUCGCUACAGGGAGCUCCACUGCUCAAGUGCCAGUUCUACUAUGGUCCAGUGGCAGCUUACCACCACUGGCCUCACCUGCAGCUGGUCACAUCACAUCCAAUGACCAGUUGACUGCCUACCUCACAUCUGCCUUUGGCUCUGGCCCACACACUGUGCUGUUCUUUCUGCAGGACAAGUUAAGCAAAGAUGACUUCACAGUCUUUGGUGGAGUGUUUGGAAACAAACAGGAUAGUGCCUUUCCAAACCUUGAGACUGCACUGCAGUCGUCUUCCUCAUCAGUGACGCUCCCCGCAUCAGAGUGGUCAGGCUCCUCUGCCAUCCUAUCUCUGCUGCAAGAGAAGCUUGGUGUCUCGCCUUUGCUUGUAGACGCAGACACUCUGUCGCAUCUCAGCGUCGACACAUCUGUCAGCAAUCUACUGCUCAUCAAUCUUCCUUAUUGUACUGACUUGCACAGGUCUUGCAAGGAAGUCCUACGUGACAAUGAUGAGAUUAUUGGAAAGGUUCUGAGUGUCAUGAAAGCUCAAAAUAUCCCCUACACUGCGAUAUACACAGGGCUCCAGCCAUCCCGAGUGAUUUCAGAGACAUCUGUGUCUAACCAGCUGGUGGGGCGGUCCUUGCUCCAAGCAGUUGUACCUGAUGUCAAACCUCCCAUCAUGUUCAAUGUAUCCAACAGCCCUUGCAUAAUGCUUUGGGCUCAGAAUCUCAAUAUCAGCCUCUCAAGCACUUCACAGUGGAUCGACCUUGCUGCACAAACACCUUCCUUGACAGGAUCCCUGUGUAACGGCAGUAGCUCACUGCUUGUCCUCACUUAUGAAUCGGGUUUUACCCUAAGUUUUGCCAUGAGACGGCAGUUUUACCCUGUGUCUGCACGAAACUGGUUUACCUUGGACUCUGUGCAACUGCAGUCUGGUGGUCUAACUGCAUCUUUCAUCGGGAGUCGCAACAUCUACGCCCCUGCAGAGUAUUCCUACCACUGCCAGUCUGUCAACAGCUUCCAAGAUGCUCUGCUAGUGCCAAACAACACCAACCAAAACACCACACAGUGGAGGCUCAAUUUUAUCGACUUCCAGAUUCAAGGCUUUGGUUUGGCCAACGGAACAGAUUUCUCCUAUGCCAGUGACUGUGCAGGUUUCUUCACCCCAGGGAUUUGGAUGGGGCUGCUGACUGCACUGCUCAUGCUGUUAAUUUUAGUGUAUGGUCUGCACAUGAUCAUGCAGUUAAACACUAUGGAUCGCUUUGACGACCCCAAAGGUCCAUCGAUUUCAGUGCCUCAGUCGGAGUGAAGCAUUUCCAAACACACACACUAGGCCCUCAGUCCUUUAGUGCCUCCUAUUAGAUCGUGGACCUGGGAGAGUCCCUCCUUGUCAUGAAGCUUUUGUAUGUUUGGGCCUUUUUUCUUUGAAGAUAUCUCUCCUGUAGUUUGCUGUCCUGAAUCCUUCCACAGUUGUCUUUGGGAUACCUUGCAUUCCACUUCAUCUCUCUACAUUUACAAGUGCCAAAAUGGGUGCUUUUUCACAAGUUGAGUUUGAGUGCAUGUGCUAAAAGAUGUUUCUGUGCCAGUGUUGGCCAGAAAUAUUUAGCAAUAAUUUAUCAUAAAAGAGAAUGCCUUAUGUGCCAACAUGGAUGUUUUGCUGGAUGCUGUAGGACAGUUUCAGACCUCAGUUCUUAAUUUUUUAUUUUUCCAACUGUAAUUUAAAAGACUACUGGUUAUGCAAGAAGUGCCUGUAUAUAAAGAGUAUAUUGCGGUUUGUUCUGAAAUGUUGCAGUUUUGGGAUUGCCUUAAAAAGUAUGCUAAUACUUUUGUUAAGUGCCACCACUUCAAUCCGAUGUUUUAUUGACAAGUAAUUUAUUUAUAAAGAAUUACCUUUUAACGCUUGGCCUACCUUUUUAAAUUUUACCUCUUGCUUCGGGUUCAUCAACGCAUUUAAUAGCAGUGCCUCUGUUCUGCUUUUGUCAAAACGUAUUGAUGUGCAAUUGUCACGACAUGUACAUUGUCUUUAAUUGAAAAUAAAGAUAUCUAUAAAUUGUGA
Micropterus salmoides (largemouth bass) is the source of this 2133-nucleotide messenger RNA. RefSeq names its product ATPase H+ transporting accessory protein 1b (gene atp6ap1b). Lineage: Eukaryota; Metazoa; Chordata; Actinopteri; Centrarchiformes; Centrarchidae. Gene Ontology annotation, cellular component: proton-transporting V-type ATPase complex. The transcript is spliced from 10 exons. The record is from RefSeq and is a predicted model, not a curated record. Bases 46 to 1386 code for a protein of 446 amino acids.